UUCCCGGACGCUCUGCUGCAGGACGAGGAUCGCGGCUUCUUCCCCGGCAUGGAGGACAUGUUCGGGCCGCCGCCCGAGGAUUUCCCCAAGGCCGGCGAGGAAGAGGAGGAGGAGGACGGCAGCAACGCCGGGGCCGGGCUGGAAGGGCGAGGAGAAGGCCUGAAACCCCCUCCUCCGUACGACAUGGGGCAGAGCUACCCCUCCUUCUGCCCCCAGGACGGAGGAGCCGGCGGGGACCCCCCUCAGCUGGGCUUGGAGCCCCCCAAACACGAGCUGCCCUCGACGGUCAACGCGGAGCCGCUGGGUUUGAUCCAGAGCACGGGCGAGGGGGGUCCCAAACCCCCUCCUCCUCCUCCUCCUCCUCCUCCUCUCAGCACCCCUUUAUUCUGCUCCUCCAAACCCAAAAAGCUGCUGAAAACCUCCUCCUUCCACCUGCUGAGGAAGAGGGACCCCUUCCCGCCCCCCAAAAAAACCUACGCGCAGGAGUACGAGUUCGAGGACGACGAGGACAAGGCGGACGUGCCGGCCGACAUCCGCCUCAACUCGCGGCGUCUCCCCGACCUCCUCCCCGACCUCAUCUCCAGCUGCCGCCGGCCCCCGCUGACGCCCAUGGGCGACAUCGAUUUCUGUCCCCACCCCGGAGCUCACGCCGCCCCCAAAAAGAGAGGGAGGAAACCCACCAAGCCCAAGAGGGAAGGACCCCCCAGGCCGCGGGGGAGGCCGAGGAUUCGGCCCCUGGAGCCGCCCGGUUUCCCCGACGGAGCCAAGAGGCCGAGGGGGAGAGGGAGAGGAAGGGGGAAGAAGGGAGGAGAGGAGGGAGAAGGGAUGGAGCCGCUGAAGCCGCUCAAGAUCAAACUGGCC
Cyanistes caeruleus (blue tit) is the source of this 861-nucleotide messenger RNA. The record is from RefSeq and is a predicted model, not a curated record. Lineage: Eukaryota; Metazoa; Chordata; Aves; Passeriformes; Paridae.